CCAAAAGGAAAAAAAAAACAGAACAACAAAAUAAAAUGUCGAACAGGGUCCCUGAAAGGAGCAUGGAGAUGGAUGAGGAAGGCUCUACAAAGAUGAAGAUGAAGACGAAGGUUCUAGAACUUCCAAAGAAGAUCAAGAAGAUUCUAAAGAACCUAUGGAAGGUUGGAAAAGAUGAUCCAAGGAGAGUGAAACAUGCUUUGAAAGUAGGAGUUUCAUUGACACUUGUUUCCUUAUUGUAUCUCAUGGAGCCUCUCUUCAAAGGCAUUGGAAACAGUGCUAUUUGGGCAGUCAUGACCGUCGUGGUCGUCCUCGAGUUCUCUGUUGGUGCAACGUUGUGCAAAGGGCUUAAUAGAGGACUAGGGACAUUGAUUGCAGGAUCUUUGGCAUUUUUCAUUGAAUUUGUCGUUGAUGAUUCCGGCAAGGUUUUCCGAGCUAUUUUCAUUGGCGCUUCAGUUUUCAUAGUUGGAGCCUUGAUAACAUAUUUGAGAUUUAUUCCAUACAUAAAAAAGAACUACGACUACGGCAUGCUUAUAUUUCUUUUGACGUUCAAUCUAAUAACAGUGUCGAGUUAUAGAGUUGAUACUGUGAUUAAGAUUGCACAUGAGAGAUUCUAUACUAUAGCCAUGGGUGUUGGUAUUUGCCUUCUCAUGAGCCUUUUGGUUUUUCCUAUAUGGUCUGGUGAGGACCUUCACAAAUCCACCGCCGCUAAGUUGCAAGGCCUCUCUUCUUCCAUCGAAGCAUGUGUGAAUGAGUACUUUGAGGAGGAGGAGAAAGAGAACGAAACAUCAGAUUUGUCAGAAGACACGAUCUAUAACGGAUAUAAGACUGUUUUGGAUUCCAAAUCCACCGAUGAAGCACUCGCAAUGUAUGCAAGUUGGGAACCAAGACACACAAGACAUUGCCAUAGAUAUCCAUGGAAACAUUACGUGAAAGUUGGAUCUGUUCUUCGUCAGUUUGGUUACACUGUUGUUGCUCUUCAUGGUUGCUUAAAAACCGAAAUUCAGACACCGAGGCCUCUUCGUGGACUCUUCAAGGAUCCUUGCGUAAGACUAGCCGGAGAAAUCUGCAAGGUUUUGUCGGAACUCGCUGCAAGCAUUCGAAACCGACGUCACUGUUCACCGGAGAUUCUCUCCGACAGUCUUCAAGUGGCAUUACAAGAUCUCAACAUAGCCAUUAAAUCACAACCUAAACUCUUCCUCGGCUCUGACCAAAAUGGCACUUUUUCUCAAGGCAAUAGCGGUAGACAUACCACAAACGUUUCAAAACACAUCAAUAAAGAUACAAACGACGCCCCUAAUUCGCAUCAAACUGGAACACGUCUUGAUCCAAACACUGGAACGCCACGCGGUGAACGCAUGUCGCGUUUUGGACCAAACGUUUCGUUUUCUAGAUUGAGAGCUGAUACGUUAGAACGGAGAUCUGCGGCAGCGACUAGCGAAAGAAAGAUUCUGAGGCAACAGUUGAGUAUGAUUGUGGUGAUGACGAGUCUUGAAUUCUCUGAGGCGUUACCGUUUGCCGCGUUUGCGUCAAUUCUAGUGGAAAUGGUUGCGAGGCUUGACAAUGUGAUUGAGGAAGUGGAGGAGCUAGGAACGAUUGCCUGCUUUAAGGAGUAUGAUAACAGCGUUGAUAAGAAGGAUGUGGAGGUUCGGGUCGAGAAGCCAUCUGAUCUAGUGGUUGGCAUAGAGUGAAAGUGCGGUUGCGAGCAGUUUUGGUUUGGACCAUGGAUGCAUGUCCAUAAUCUCUUUAGACCGUCGCUAGUAUUAAACCUCCUUAUCUUUAAAGCCCCUUGUUACUUAGGUGGCUAGCUACUACACCAAUUGAGCUACAGUUUCGGAUUAUAUAGUGUAUAAUUAGAUUUAAGAAGUUAAGAUCGAACCAAUCGUCUGAUGAGGUUUGGCUUUUUCUGGUUUUAUUUAUUUUGGUUUAGUCUUGAUGUGGUUGAUUGAUUCUCCUUUUUUGUAAUGAUGAGAAUUGAUAUAUUCGGUAUAUGUAACAUGAGGUGGUGAUUUUCAAGGGUUCGCUAAAAAAAGUUUCUACCUUGUGAAAGUCGUUAUUUUUGGUA
This is a messenger RNA of Camelina sativa (false flax), 2062 nucleotides long. Its product is annotated as aluminum-activated malate transporter 14-like. Gene Ontology annotation, biological process: malate transport. The record is from RefSeq and is a predicted model, not a curated record. Lineage: Eukaryota; Viridiplantae; Streptophyta; Magnoliopsida; Brassicales; Brassicaceae.